UCGUUGAAUCUGCGGUAGUCAGAGUAGGCGGCGAGUGAAGAGACAGAGAUGUUUGAAUAGUUGCUGAGGCGGAAAGAUUGAACAUAAAACCAGCACUGAAAAUCCGUCAAAUUUGAUGCGUUUAUUUCAGUUGACAGUAUUCAACUGUCACAUAAUUAAUGUAUUAAGGCGUGGUAAAAGAAAAAAGCGCCAGGCUUUGUGUACCAAGCAGAAAAACAGCCGGUGUUCGGAGAGCUGACAGUGGCCGCGCGAGGUGAAUCGUUCGCCCCUCACCGGGAGAGCUAGCCAGCAGUAGUAACCCCGAAAACACGGACAAUUUUGUGUGUGAACGGUUGUCCGAUUGAUUUCAAGUCACUACGUUGAAUGAGCAUUGACCUCUCCCCGCAGGCUGAUCAUGGUGCUAACAGGGAAGAAGGGGCCAGUGUGCUGGAAGAAGAGGGUGAAGUCUGAGUACAUGAGGCUACGACAGCUCAAACGCUUCAGACGAGCUGACGAGGUCAAGAGCAUGUUCAACUCCAACCGUCAGAAGAUUCUGGAACGGACAGACAUUCUGAACCAGGAGUGGAGGACUCGACGCAUCCAGCCUGUUCACAUCAUGACCUCAGUAAGCUCUCUGCGGGGGGCCAGAGAGUGUAUGGUGGACAGCAGCUUCUCAGAGUUCCCCAAGCAGGUGAUCCCUCUGAAGACCCUCAACGCUGUGGCGUCCGUCCCUGUCAUGUACUCCUGGUCCCCCCUGCAGCAGAACUUCAUGGUAGAGGAUGAGACGGUGCUCCACAACAUCCCCUACAUGGGGGACGAGGUUCUGGACCAGGACGGAACCUUCAUAGAGGAACUCAUCAAGAACUACGACGGCAAGGUCCACGGGGACAGGGAGUGCGGCUUCAUCAACGACGAGAUCUUUGUGGAGCUGGUGAGCGCCCUCACCCAGUACAGCGACAACGAGGAGGACGAGGAGGAGGAGGAAGAGCAGGACUAUAAACUGGAGAAGAUGGAGGCGUGCCAGACCAAGGAGCACCCAGAGGACCCCCCCAAAGAGACCCCCAACGAGGCCCUCGCAGACCCCCCCAAAGACCCCCUCACAGACCCCCUCAACAGCACAGAGAGCAGAAGCAGUGAGGACUCGAAGAAGUUUCCCUCUGAUAAGAUCUUUGAAGCCAUCUCCUCCAUGUUCCCUGACAAGGGCUCCACAGAGGAGCUCAAAGAGAAGUACAAAGAGCUGACGGAGCAGCAGCAGCCGGGCGCUCUGCCUCCAGAGUGCACCCCCAACAUCGACGGGCCUCACGCCCGCUCUGUCCAGAGGGAGCAGAGCCUGCACUCCUUCCACACGCUGUUCUGCAGGCGCUGCUUCAAAUACGACUGCUUCCUGCACCCGUUCCACGCCACCCCCAACACCUACAAGCGUAAGAACAUGGAGAACCAGGUGGACAGCAAGCCCUGCGGCCUGCACUGCUACAUGUACCUGGUCCAGGAGGGCAUGGUCCAGGAGUACCCAGAGGGAGGGGCGGCCGACCGGGGGAAGACUCCCUCCAAACGCACCACCGUCCGUCGCCGGGGACGACAGCCCAACAGCCGGCCCAGCACCCCCACCGUUGCCUCGGAGACCAAAGACAUGGAUAGUGACAACGAUAAGGAUGACGACCUUGACAACGAUAAGGAUGACGACCUUGACAACGAUAAGGAGGACGACCUUGACAACGAUAAAGAUGACGACCAUGACAACGAGAAGGAUGACGACCUUGACAACGAUAAGGAUGACGACCUUGACAAUGAUAAGAAGGAUGAGACCACCAGCAGCUCAGAGGGGACGUGGCGCUGCCAGACCCCGGUGCAGCUGCUGUGUGAGGCCGAGGCUGUGGACUGGAGUGGGGCCGAGGCCUCCCUCUUCAGAGUGCUCAUAGGAACCUACUACAGCAACUACUGCGCCAUCGCACGCCUCAUAGGCACCAAGACCUGCAGACAGGUUUAUGAGUUUAGGGUGAAGGAGUCCAGCAUCAUCGCUCGUGCCCCGGCAGAGGAUGAGGACACGCCCCCUCGCAAGAAGAGGAAGAGACACAGGUUGUGGGCCACGCACUGCAGGAAGAUCCAGCUAAAAAAAGAUGGCUCCUCCAAUCACGUGUACAACUACCAGCCAUGUGACCACCCCAGGCAGCCAUGUGACUCCUCCUGCCCAUGUGUCACCGCCCAGAACUUCUGCGAGAAAUUCUGCCAGUGCAGCUCUGAAUGCCAGAACCGGUUCCCUGGGUGCAGGUGUAAGGCUCAGUGUAACACCAAGCAGUGCCCGUGUUACCUGGCGGUGAGAGAGUGUGACCCUGACCUGUGUCUCACCUGUGGGGCGGCCGAGCACUGGGGCAGCAAGAACCUCUCCUGCAAGAACUGCUCCAUCCAGAGAGGAGCCAAGAAGCACCUGCUGCUGGCUCCGUCUGACGUGGCAGGCUGGGGCAUCUUCAUCAAGGAGCCCGUCCACAAGAACGAGUUCAUCUCUGAGUACUGUGGAGAGAUCAUCUCCCAGGAUGAGGCUGACCGCAGAGGGAAGGUCUACGACAAAUACAUGUGCAGCUUCCUGUUCAACCUCAACAACGACUUCGUGGUGGACGCCACCAGGAAGGGAAACAAGAUUCGCUUCGCCAACCAUUCCGUCAACCCCAACUGCUAUGCAAAAGUGAUGAUGGUGAAUGGGGACCACAGGAUUGGGAUCUUUGCUAAGAGGGCCAUCCAGACUGGAGAGGAGCUGUUCUUUGACUACAGGUACAGCCAGGCAGACGCCCUGAAGUACGUGGGGAUUGAGAGAGAGAUGGAGCUGGCCUGAGUGUGCUCCCAGCCCUGUCUGGGUCAAUACAACAGCCUUACACACACACGCUCCCUCUCUCUUAUUCACACGCACUCACACACACACUCGCACACACACACACACACACACACUCUCUCUCUCUCACACUUGCACACACACGCUCUGUCCACUCGUCAGGAACCCCAGGUGACAGGCCGCGGGUGCAGCUGCAGGAAUCCUUCAGGAGUUUUUGAUCUUCGUCUUUGUCACUGUUCUUUUCUACCAGGCCUUGCUUUACCCGCCUCUUUCUAGCUCUUCGAUAGUUGUUUGUUGUUUUUCUAUCAACAAAUCUUCCUCUUCUCUGGAACCUGGGACUGGAUGUUACUCUGGUCACCAGCCUUCCUCUGGUGCUCACAGCAAAACCACAAUAAACACACCAGACCACUAGUUUGGUGCUACUUUUA
Messenger RNA from Osmerus eperlanus (European smelt), 3231 nucleotides. RefSeq names its product enhancer of zeste 2 polycomb repressive complex 2 subunit (gene ezh2). The coding region runs from base 395 to 2806 and encodes 803 amino acids. Gene Ontology annotation, molecular function: protein binding; histone H3K27 methyltransferase activity; chromatin binding. The record is from RefSeq and is a predicted model, not a curated record. Gene Ontology annotation, biological process: heterochromatin formation. Gene Ontology annotation, cellular component: nucleus; ESC/E(Z) complex. The transcript is spliced from 20 exons. NCBI's taxonomy places the organism in Eukaryota, Metazoa, Chordata, Actinopteri, Osmeriformes, Osmeridae.